This is a messenger RNA of Athene cunicularia (burrowing owl), 2390 nucleotides long. RefSeq names its product cathepsin B (gene CTSB). The transcript has 9 exons. The record is from RefSeq and is a predicted model, not a curated record. Gene Ontology annotation, molecular function: cysteine-type endopeptidase activity. Gene Ontology annotation, cellular component: lysosome. Lineage: Eukaryota; Metazoa; Chordata; Aves; Strigiformes; Strigidae. Gene Ontology annotation, biological process: regulation of catalytic activity. The coding region runs from base 27 to 1049 and encodes 340 amino acids.
GUGGAGUGUCCUGUUCCGUGGUCAAGAUGUGGCCGUCCGUGUCCAUCCUGUGUGUCCUGGUGGCCUUCGCCAAUGCUCGCAGCAUUCCUUACUACCCUCCUCUCUCCAGUGACUUGGUCAACCACAUAAACAAGCUCAACACCACCUGGAAGGCAGGGCACAACUUCCACAACACUGACAUGAGCUAUGUGAAGAAGCUCUGUGGCACCUUCCUGGGUGGGCCCAAGCUUCCCGAGAGGGUAGAUUUUGCUGCAGACAUGGAACUUCCUGAUAACUUUGACUCACGGACGCAGUGGCCUAACUGUCCUACCAUCAAUGAGAUAAGAGAUCAGGGCUCUUGCGGCUCUUGCUGGGCUUUUGGUGCCGUAGAAGCGAUUUCAGACAGAAUCUGUGUUCACACAAACGCCAAGGUGAGCGUGGAGGUCUCAGCGGAGGACUUGCUGUCAUGCUGCGGCUUCGAGUGUGGCAUGGGGUGCAACGGUGGUUACCCCUCUGGUGCGUGGAGGUACUGGACAGAGAGGGGCCUUGUGUCUGGGGGUCUCUACGAUUCCCAUGUGGGCUGCCGUCCCUACUCCAUCCCACCCUGUGAGCACCAUGUCAACGGCUCCCGGCCACCGUGCACCGGGGAGGGGGGUGAAACCCCCAGGUGCAGCCGACACUGCGAACCUGGCUACUCCCCUUCCUACAAGGAGGACAAGCACUACGGCAUCACAUCCUAUGGUGUCCCUCACAGUGAGAAGGAAAUCAUGGCUGAGAUCUACAAGAACGGUCCGGUGGAAGGAGCUUUUAUUGUCUAUGAAGACUUCCUGAUGUACAAGUCUGGGGUCUACCAGCACGUGUCUGGCGAGCAGGUUGGAGGCCACGCGAUCCGGAUCCUGGGCUGGGGCGUGGACAACGGCACUCCGUACUGGCUGGCCGCUAACUCCUGGAACACCGACUGGGGGGACAAUGGCUUCUUCAAAAUCCUCCGAGGAGAGGACCACUGCGGCAUCGAGUCCGAGAUUGUGGCCGGCAUCCCCAGCACGGAGCAGUACUGGAAGCGGGUUUAACCCUCUUGAUCAAACCACAAAUAAUCUUGAGUCCCCGAUGCUUUUAACUGAUAGCGGGUUGGGUGCAGAGCCCCCCCUCUUCUACCCUUCUAAGAGACUAUAGUUGAAGUUACUUUAUUAAAGCUUUUUAUCUUUUUUUUUCUUUUUUUUUUUUUUUUUUUUUUUUUUUUUUUUUUUAAUUGUAUGGUGGAGCUGGAGGUGGAACUGCUCUCUGGAAGCCCUCUGCACCUGGUGGGUUGCAGCUGUGGGGCAUUCCCUGCUCAAAGGACUGCUGGAGGGCUCGCUGGCCUCUUGUGCCAUGGUAUUUGGUUAGCAUGGGCCCCUUCCAGCCCAGUCUGUUACUGGGAGGAUAGGAAGUAGUAGCUUUGUACUGGGACUUAGGGACUUGGUGGGGCGGUGGAGAUGGACCCUGCUGGGAAGCCAUGGCCAGGGGUGAUUUGUGCUCCCCCCUGGCUGGGUUGGUCUGACUGUCAGUGCCCAAAACAAGCAGGGUACGUUAGUGUGUGCCUUUAACUGGCUAAACUUAGAUCUAUUCAUGAUAAAAUACUGAUGAACUUGAUGAGGAGCUGCUUUUGGCCGGAGCUGCAUUAAGGCCCCUCCAUGCCUGCAACAAGCCCUUUGUGCAUUGCUUGCCCUGCUCUAUCCAUUCAGCUGCUUUUUAAAAAAACGACCUGUUCCUCAGCUGUUUGUUUGCUUUUUUUUUUGUUUGUUUGUUUGUUUUCUGAUGUAGUCUGGGGUUAUUGAUCCUAAGGAAGGGCCUGGCUGGAGCUCCAUGAGCUUUUGAUCAAAUGUCCUGCAGGCAUCUUAGGAGCACGCUGGGAAGAGCAAACCACUAUGCAUCCACGGCUGGGCAGCUCAGUGUGUGCAGCAGGUCACGCCUUGGUGAGAGUGCUGCAUCCAGAACUGGUGUCGGUGGUGCUUUGGGACUGGAGGUGCCCAGAGCAGAGAUGAGGGAUGUGCUCCAGCUCUGCUGCAGGGAGCUCAUGCAGAUUCUUGGAGGUAUCCUGCUAACUUGCACACAACUGAAGCUUUUGGGUUGUUUUUAGCCACAGGUGUUAAGGAGGAAUUAAAAAACCCUUAUUUUUGUUACUGUGGGGAGGUGUAAUAACUGUAGGAGGAAUCAUGUGACUUGCCAACACUAAUAUAGUGAAAGAUUUUUUUUUUUUUUUUUAAUGCACAAAAGUAUAUUGCUGAGCUGAGGCUACAGGCCUGAAAUGCGUGAAGCAGGCUCUCCCUUGCACUGUAAAAUAGCCCCUUUACCUCUGCUUACUCAGACACCAGUGAGACAGAGCUGUGGUGUAUGUGAUCGGAACAACUGUGCCAAUAAAUGAUUUCUCCAAA